AUGUUCUCGAAUGAGAAGAUAAAAAUAAUGCCUCUUGGGGCAGGAAACGAGGUUGGGAGGUCGUGUGUUAUUGUUGAAUGUGGUGGGAGGACUAUAAUGCUGGACUGUGGGGUUCAUCCUGCAUACACUGGGGUGGCCUCUCUCCCCUUUCUGGAUCUUGUGGACCUUUCUAAGAUUGAUGCCAUAUUUAUUACACACUUCCACCUGGAUCAUGCUGCUGCCUUACCGUUUCUAACGGAGAAGACAAGCUUCAAGGGAAAGGUCUACAUGACACACCCUACAAAAGCCAUUCUUAAAUGGCUCCUGAACGACUAUAUCAGGCUAAUUAAUGCAGCGUCGGAUGCAGAUUUUUACACAGAAAGUGAUUUGAUCAAGUGUUACGACAGGAUCAUACCGAUUGAUUACCACCAAGAAGUUAAUGUGAAAGGAAUUAAAGUCAAAGCACUGAAUGCAGGGCAUGUACUAGGGGCAGCCAUGUUUUUGAUUGAAAUAGAGAAAAGCAAAGUUCUUUACACGGGGGAUUUCAGUAGAGAGGAGGAUAGGCAUCUUAAGGCAGCCGAGUCACCUGGAUGCAAAAUAGAUGGAUUAAUAACAGAGUCUACAUACGGUGUGCAGUGCCACCUCCCAAGGGCUGAAAGAGAAGGGAGGUUUACAAGUAUUGUCCAGAAUGUUGUUCAAAGGGGUGGUAGAUGCCUACUUCCUGUGUUUGCUCUUGGAAGGGCACAAGAACUACUUCUCAUUCUUGAAGAGCACUGGAAUUCGAAUACUUCGUUACAGAAGAUUCCCAUAUAUUAUGCAUCUGCACUAGCAAAGAGAUGUAUGGGGGUGUAUCAAACAUACAUAGGGAUGAUGAACGAGAGAAUCCAAAAGUUGAGCCUUGUCCGAAAUCCUUUUGCGUUCAAGUAUGUCAAGAAUCUGAAGGGGAUAGAUUCGUUUGAUGAUGAGGGGCCGUGUGUAAUAAUGGCCAGUCCCGGGAUGCUCCAGAGUGGGCUCUCAAGAGAUCUUUUUGAGCGGUGGUGUUCUGACAGCAAAAAUGCAGUGAUAAUACCUGGGUAUUGUGUAGAUGGAACACUUGCAAAGGAGAUACUUAGUGAGCCUAAGGAGAUAGAAGCAUUGAAUGGAAAGAAGCUUCGGCUUAACAUGUCUGUAGAAUAUAUUUCGUUUAGUGCACAUGUGGAUUUCACACAGAACAGUCAGUUUAUUGAGGAGUGCCAACCCAAGCAUCUUUUCUUUGUGCAUGGCGAGAUGAAUGAGAUGCAGAGGCUUAGGAAUGUUAUUCAACAAAGAAAUGAGAAGAAGGGGAUUGAGAUGAUACUUUAUACUCUUCGAAACGGGGAGGAGGCUGAGUUUGACCUAGUUAAGGACAACGAAGCAAAGAUAUUUACUAAUGUUGAAGGAGAGUUUGAAGGGAUUAUUGUAGGAACAGAGGACGACAUCAGGAUAUACAAGAGAGAUGAAUUAAUAGAGUCUAAAUACAAGGAGAUGAAUAUAUAUGAGAGACAAAGGAUUCCGUAUAACUCUACGGCUGUUCUAUUGAAGCAAGUUCUCAUGGAUGGGUUUUCAGAGCUUGUUGAGGUUGAGUCUGGGUUUAUGAUAGGAAAUGUCCAUGUUAAGUUAGAUGGACAGGAGGUUGUGCUUGAAUGGAAAAGUAGUUAUGCAGAUGAUGUUUUGGCGAUAUCUAUAAGUAAGAUGAUAUCUGGGAUUGGACUGAAAACGAAGAGUGUUAAGCUGAGCAAGAUGGGAAAGGAGGAGCUUUUGAUUAGUGUUUUGAAGAAUUAUUUUGUGAUUGAGAAGGAUGGAGAUAUUGUGAAGGUCAAGAAUGGGAGCAAGGAGGCAUAUAUCAGUAGGGAUGGAGUAACUGGAGAUUCUUCUGUAGUUGAUAAGAUAGAUGAAUGCAUGCGAAAGAUAAAGGUGAUAUAUUCAGAAGUUUAG
Messenger RNA from Encephalitozoon romaleae SJ-2008, 1932 nucleotides. Its product is annotated as putative beta-lactamase fold-containing exonuclease. NCBI's taxonomy places the organism in Eukaryota, Fungi, Microsporidia, Unikaryonidae. The coding region runs from base 1 to 1932 and encodes 643 amino acids. The record is from RefSeq and is a predicted model, not a curated record. Gene Ontology annotation, cellular component: mRNA cleavage and polyadenylation specificity factor complex. Gene Ontology annotation, biological process: mRNA 3'-end processing by stem-loop binding and cleavage. The transcript has a single exon. Gene Ontology annotation, molecular function: RNA endonuclease activity; 5'-3' exonuclease activity; RNA binding.